GGAUAUAACGAAGAAAGAAAAGGAAGUAUUCGUUUGAAGCCGUGAGAGCAGCCCGUCGAGGCAUCACCAACAGAGAGCCAAAGCCGUAAGGCUAAAGAGAAGUGCUCUCGCCUCAUAUCUCAUCGAAUCAAAUUCAUGGCUGCCUCAGCUGCUCGAGCUUUCAUUAUCUCUCGCGUAACCGACCUGUCGCUCAGGCCACUCCACCCUCCUCAUCCACCGCCGAAACCGCCUUUUCUCUGUUCCCGCCACCACCACAGGCGCCGUCUAACUUCGCCGGCAUCUGCCGUCAGCUGCCUGAUAUCCGGCGUAGACGGCGGUGGCGUCUCCGACGAUUUUGUCUCCACUCGGAAGUCUGGCCUCGACCGCGGGUUCUCUGUGAUCGCGAACAUGCUCCGGCGAAUCGAGCCGUUGGAUAACUCCGUUAUCUCCAAGGGCGUUUCCGAUUCCGCCAAGGACUCCAUGAAGCAGACCAUUUCAACGAUGCUAGGCUUGCUUCCAUCGGACCAGUUCUCCGUCACCAUUAGUGUUUCCAGACGCCCCCUCCAUCGCCUCCUCGUCUCCUCCAUCAUCACCGGGUAUACGUUGUGGAACGCGGAGUACCGGAUAUCGUUGAUGAGGAACUUUGAGAUUUCUUCGGAUAAUUCGAAGAAGAGCUCGAAUUGUUGUGAACGGUGGCGUGAGGUUUCGGAGGAGGAGGAGAAGGAGAGUGAGGAUAGGGAUAGUGAUUUGAGUAUUGAAGGUUUGGAGAGAAUAGGGCUUCAAGUCUUCGGAGAUUUGCCGCCGGAGGCGUUGGAUUACAUUCAACGGUUGCAGUCGGAGUUGUCUAAUGCAAAAGAGGAACUUAAAGUCCAGAAGCAGGAAAAUUUGCAAAUAGAAUAUGGCAGAGGAAAUAGGAACAAUUUGUUAGAGUAUCUGCGAUCCUUGGAUCCCGAUAUGGUAACUGAACUAUCUCGUCCGUCAUCGCUAGAGGUCGAAGAAAUAAUUCAACGGCUUGUUCAAAACGUAUUGCGUAAAUUCUUCAAAGAUGAGAGGACUUCUGAUUUUAUUGGAGAUUCAGUCAAGGGAAGUACCGAGAACCACCUAGAUGGUGAUGAUGGAUUUUGUGAUACCACAGGCGCUUCGCGCGACUACCUAGCAAAGCUGCUUUUCUGGUGUAUGCUGUUGGGUCAUCACUUAAGAGGCUUGGAGAACAGGUUGCACUUAAGUUGUGCUGUUGGAUUGUUGUGAGGAGAAGAAGGUGGGAGAAAUGUUGAGGUGGUAGUCUCUUUUGGUUUUGCAAGGUGCGAAGCAAAAACAGCAAUGAAUUUGGGCCAAAAAGAAGAUCAACAAGGAUCUCUGUAAUCAUGAGCAGGAAAAAAAAAAAAAGAGAGCAGGAAUUCUGGGUUGUUCAGAUCUUCUCUCGAGUGCAUUUCAUGGAGUUUAACCUUUACAGAAAAGAUGUACUUGACUCACUUUGGGAAGUAUGGGGUUUUCCCAUUCUAUGAGACAGAACUCGUGCCAAAUAAUAUCAAAUUACAAUCUUGAUUAGUAUUUGAA
Messenger RNA from Corylus avellana, 1536 nucleotides. RefSeq names its product seed maturation-like protein. The record is from RefSeq and is a predicted model, not a curated record. NCBI's taxonomy places the organism in Eukaryota, Viridiplantae, Streptophyta, Magnoliopsida, Fagales, Betulaceae.